Messenger RNA from Effrenium voratum, 2146 nucleotides. The record is from the annotation of a GenBank genome assembly. NCBI's taxonomy places the organism in Eukaryota, Dinophyceae, Suessiales, Symbiodiniaceae.
AGUUGCUCAAGCGGAGGGUCUGCCCCUCGCGGCUGUGCAUGGAAAGCCUGUGAGGCCUUUAGGCAGACGGGACGUGUGCAAUGCCUCGGAGCGCUUCGCGGAGCAGGUCGCGGCGAAAAAGGAGCAGGUCCAGGAGGAAGGACCGCAGCCGAUCCAAGACCCGGAGAUCGAGGUCUCGUAGGGAGAGACGGCCGCGGUCGUCAGAGAGCGCAUCAGCCCCACGCAAGGCACGGUCGCCUUCACCCAAGCGGCGAACCGCACCGUCCAGAUCGAAGUCUCGUAGAGCUGCUCGCAAGCAGAGGUCCAAGACUCCAGAGCGAGUCCCACCUACGAGUUUCGCAGAUUAUGAGCCUGCUCCUGAUGGAAGCGGUUGGUAUGUGUACAAGAAGACCAGCAAGUGGAAAUUCCACCCUGAAACGGGCCUCUACCUGCACAUCAAAAGCGGCGUGUACUACAUCCAGAAGGAAGGGGAUCCAAAGAACUUCCGGAAGAUCGAUGAUGACGACGACCCAAUCGUCAGGAAGAUGAAGCAGUCUGAGGAGAUGCGAAAAGCCAUUCAGUCGACAGAAUUUGUUCAGUUUGGCGAGGGGGCCGCAGCAGCAGCUGCAGCUAGGGCAAUCGCAGACGACGGAAGUCUUGCCCCCCCUGUGGCUAUAGCUCCAGCACCCAGACCACCUGAGAAGGAGAAACCGGCAGAGCCGGAGAGCGAGAAGAAGGUGGAAGGUAAAGUCCGAGAGUGGAAUUCCGAGAAAGGCUUUGGCUUCAUUAUUCCUUUGGUGAAAGAAGAUGAGGAAACUCCCAAGAGCAUCUUCGUGCACCUCUGGAACGUGGUCGGGAGCACCAACAAGAAUCCGAUCAAUCUCCGGGAAGGGGCUCGAGUGCUUUACAAGCUUGGCGAGCAGGAUGGGAAGCCUCGCGCCCAGGAGGUUGUCAUGUUGGGCAAAGACAACAAGCCCUUGCCGGUGCACGCUGGGGCGCAGAAUUUGGAGGAGAAGCGGAAAAGCUACUUCGUCACUGCAGAUACGCUUGGGGUCCGGGUGCAUGCGGAAAGCUGGCCGGGCAAGCAGAUUGAGCUGCAGGACAGGUUCACCCAAGAUGAGGCUAUGGAUGAGCUCGGGGUGUACUUUGCCGUGUUCGACGGUCAUGGUGGAGCACAAGUGUCCGAGCUGGCCGCAAAGAAUUUGCACAGAAACAUCUUGGCCUUUUUCCGGCAGAAGGCGGUUCAACCCGCGUCCAGGGAUGAGAAGCUGAAGAUGGCGGUCCGAGAAGCUUUUGCUCACACGGACAAGGAGAUCCUGGGCUUGGCCGAGCGGAAGAAGUUUGAAUCUGCCGGAGCAACCGCGGUUUGUGCGAUGCUGCAUGGAAACCCCAAGCUUGGAACUGCAUUACGAUUGGUGUUGGCUCACGUUGGAGACUCCCGCGCCAUCCUUUGCAGAGCUGGGCAGGCUGUGCAGGUGACAGAGGAUCACAAGCCAGACCGGAUAGAUGAAAAGAAGCGCAUUGAGCGGGCAGGAGGCUUGGUUUUGAACGUGCGGGGCGCCUGGCGAAUCGCGGCUCCCGCAAACCCGCGGGGCUCAACAAAGUCCUCGCGACGAGAGUAUCAAGGCCUUUCGAUCACACGGUCCUUGGGAGAUGCCUGCUUCAAGAAUCCUGCCCUGUCAGCAGCAGAUCCGGAGGUCCGAGUCCUACCAAUCACCGACAAGGAUUUGUUCAUCGUCUUGGUGACAGAGGGCGUGACCCGUGUGCUCUCAAACCAGGACGUGGUAGACUGUGCCAGCAAGCAUUGGGAUGACUCCGAAGAGGCAGCCAAGAACGUGGUGCGGACAGCCUUCCAGAAGGGGAGCGACGAGAAUCUCACAGCUCUAGUGGUGCAAUUCGGCUGGGCGGACAAGCACACGCCCCGCUACAUAGAAAGGAGACGGGCACUUGUGGCGCAGGGCGUGGAAGGUGGCAGUCCAGUAAUGAAGCCGUCUGCUGCACCGACCAAAGACCUCAAGGACAUUUACGCCGACAAGGCAGUGGAGAAAGAUGAUUUUGACAUGUUUGGCUGAGGAUCUUCAUGGAGAAUGAGCCAGUGAGUGAGGGCUGCCAGCAACCGCAAUCCAUGCCACGCAGCAAACACCAAGCAAUAGGCGUAGAUCAGCCA